AUGGGAUCAUGCCAAAGUUAGUGCAACUCGUUUACAAAUAAUUAAAUAGUUGAAGAAGAAGUGUAGUAUGGAAAAAAUUAAGCGAUACCCAAUGAUGUAUAAUCUCCUGAACUAAAUGAGUAGAAAAAAAAAUCUAUAGGGAAUAAUGUUUAUACUUAGCAGCAAUCUACUUAGAAUACUUCAGCUUCAAAUGUUAAUGGUAAACUUAACAGCUCACAAAGCAAAACCUAAAAUUCGACAAAAAAAGAAUAAAAUUAUGAAAGCGUAUAAUGUCCAGUCAAUCCAUUAAAUAAUAGUAGAGGCAGUGAAAUGAGAGGCAAUGAGAUAAAAUGGAAAAACAUUAAAUAAAGAGCCGUUUUAAAUAUUUUUUAUGGGACUACGCAAGGUACGACUAGUGAGUUAGCCACUUAAUUUGCAAGUGAAUGCGAAUAAAAUGGUUUUUAUGUAAGAGUAAUUCAUAUACAGACAUUUGAGCCUAAAAUGCUUAGAAAUUGCAAUUUAGUUAUCUUUUUUUUAGCUAGCUAUGGAAUUAUGGGUGGUCCUACAGAUGAUGCCCAGUAAUUUUAUUUGUGGCUAAAUAAUUUUGACAACUAGGGUAAACCUCUUUCCUCUUUAAAUUAUAGUAUUUUUGGCUUAUACAACUCUAAAAUGAAGAAAUUAACAGUUCAAACAAACGCAAAUCAUGAUACUGAAGUAGAUAGCACAAAUAAUAUUGAACCCAGUAGCUAUAUAAAUAAUAAUAUGAAUAGUUAGAGGUAAGAUAAUGAAGAAAUUGAAGCAAAUAUGAAUUAAAGCGUAAGGUUUUAAAAAGCCAUGAAUAAAAAAUAAACUAAAAUAAAAUCAAUGGGCUAGAGAAUAGAUAUGCUAUUCUAGGAAGUAGGCGCUAAGAGAUUUUACAAUUUUGUAUAGGUAGAUAGCUCUAAGGAUGAACUUUUAAAAGAAAGUUUUAAUUAGUUCAAAAAUGGUAUGAUAACUCUCCUUACAUAAAAAUUUGAGUUUCAAGAAAAGCCAGAGGAUGCUAUAUAUAACGAAGCCCUACUUUAUAAUUUGAACAUAUAUAUUUGCUCUAUAGAUAAAUUACCAAAAGGAGCAAAUAACCGAAAGGAACUUGAAUAAAUGUUUAAUAUUAAAAACGUACAAAGCAGAGGUCAAUAUGUAUUAAAAGAUGAGCUAUGGGACUAUUUCAAUUCAACAGAUGUUCCCAUUUUAAAAAUGCAAUAUCUUGUAUGUGAUGGUAUUAAGGAUACAAUUACUGUACAUUCAUACACUUAACAAAGUCAGAGUAAUGUUAUUGCGCAUGCCUCUAGAUAAGGAAUUAGCUCUAAGCUAUUCAAUUAACAACACUAAUACAUGCUCAUUGACCUUGAUGUUUCCAAGUUACCAUCUCCUCCUGGUAAACCUAAAUUCGAAACAGGAGGAUUAAUUCAAAUUUAUCCUUAAAACGAUGACGCUAGCAUAAAAAGACUUUGCGAAUUUUUAGGACUAAAUGAAAAUGCUGUCAUUAGUUUAUCAAUCAAAGAAUAAAGCUACAACCCAUGCAAUAUCACUGUUUCUGAAUUAAAAUAUCCUAUCCCGUUCCCUAUAACAGUGAAAUAAUAUAUGAAAGAAUAUCUUGAUAUUCAUGGUAAACUUGACAAAAAUUAAGUCUUUGAGUUAGCAAAUUUUGCUAGCGAUUAAGUUGACAAAGAAACACUAAAUAAUAUCUGCAAAUUUAGUGAAAGAGAAAGGUUCGAUAAGGAAAUAUAUGAGCAAGAAUAACACUCGUUAUUAUCUCUCAUUAUUAAUUAUAACAUCAAAGUUCCAUUUCAUAUUCUCUUUGGACUUGGUAAUUUAAUAAAACCAAGAACUUUCAUAAUCAGUUCAAGCUUUUUACAAAAUCCAAAUAUAAUACAAUUAACCGUAAGAAUUCAUCUACGUAACAUUCCUAAACUUAAUGACGAAAUAACAGAGAAUUUUUAGGCAUCAUCAAAUAGAUUAAGGAAAUCAGAAGUAUAGGAAGAGGAAAUAGCAAAAUCUAGACAUAAUUCAUUAGCUAAAGUAUCUAAUCCUAUGGAAACCAGAAGCCUUGGGUUGAUUUCAAAUUAUUUUUUAGAUCUUUAUUAAGAAAUUCAAAAAUAAAAACCAUAAGAAGUAAGAAUUAAAAGCAGUCCAAACCCUUUUUAAUUACCGCUAAACGAAAUAAAUAUUCGUGUUGUACUAAUAUGUAUUGAUGAAGGUAUAGGAUUUUUUAGAUCAUACUUGUAAGAAAUAAGAUAAGUAAACAAUUGCCAUAAUCAUGAAAUAUAUUUGUAUUAUGGAUCUCGCUUACUUUAAAAUAAUGAGUAUCUUUAUCAAAAUGAACUCUAAGAAUUCGAGAAAGAAGGAAUACUAAAAAAAUUAGAAGUUGCUCUAACAACAUCAAAUAACAUGGAAAUUUCUUCUAGAGAUAACAAAAGCGAAAAAAUUUAAUUAGAAAGUGUUUCUAUCAGUAACAUAUCAACUAAAAAUAAUACUUCUUCAAUUCAACUUCUCCUUGAAAGCUAGUUGGAUCAAUUUUCUUAACUAAUAGAGCACAUAGAUGAAAAAGAAUCAAAUGUUAAAAUAUAUAUUUCAGGAUCUUAGCUAAUGAGCCAAGGAAUAUUAGGAGCAAUAGCUAAAUCAUAUUGCUAAAAUAAAAAAGUGAGUUAAUAUGCUGCUUUCAACACAGUUCUAAAUCUUGAAAAUGAUGGAAAAAUAGUCAGAAUUAUAUGGGAAUCUUGA
Molecule: messenger RNA, 2739 nt
Organism: Tetrahymena thermophila SB210
Lineage: Eukaryota; Ciliophora; Oligohymenophorea; Hymenostomatida; Tetrahymenidae
Product: FAD-binding domain protein
Exons: 2
Cellular component (GO): cytosol
Molecular function (GO): NADPH-hemoprotein reductase activity; flavin adenine dinucleotide binding; FMN binding
Source: RefSeq, a predicted model, not a curated record